Messenger RNA from Rhododendron vialii, 1304 nucleotides. Its product is annotated as type IV inositol polyphosphate 5-phosphatase 11. The transcript is spliced from 8 exons. NCBI's taxonomy places the organism in Eukaryota, Viridiplantae, Streptophyta, Magnoliopsida, Ericales, Ericaceae. Gene Ontology annotation, biological process: response to salt stress; response to auxin; response to abscisic acid. The coding region runs from base 100 to 1143 and encodes 347 amino acids. The record is from RefSeq and is a predicted model, not a curated record. Gene Ontology annotation, cellular component: plasma membrane. Gene Ontology annotation, molecular function: phosphatidylinositol-3,4,5-trisphosphate 5-phosphatase activity; phosphatidylinositol-3,5-bisphosphate 5-phosphatase activity.
UGUUAAUGCCGAAGUCAAAUUUCUCUCUCUCUCUCUCUCUCUCUCUCUCUCUCUCUCUCUCUCCAACAAAAGUGGUGGCUUGAGUGAUUCACAGGAUCAAUGGGGAACCUAUGCCAUAUCCAUGUUGGUACUGGUAAAGGAAGAUCAAGAUUCAAGUGGAAGAGGAAACCACAAGAUGUCAUGGACAAUGACGAUGUCGCAAUACACGAAGGAGUGAAGACUAUCGGGGUCGAAAACUAUUGUGAUUUCUCCGCGGGCAGUACUCCGGACCUCUGCAUUUGCAUCGUGACUUGGAACAUGAAUGGGCAGGUGUCUUAUGAAGAUAUAGAAGAGCUGGUUGGGGGAGAUCGAAAGUUCCAUCUGCUGGUGGUCGGCCUCCAGGAGGCGCCGCGGAACAAUAUUUCGCGGUUGUUGAAGGCAGCUCUACUCGAAUCCCACAUCCUGUUACGGAAAGCCACCAUGCAAUCCUUGCAGCUGUAUGUAUUUGGACCAAAGAAUUCAGAAUUAUUCACAAAUGAACUAAAGAUGGAUAAGUACGCGGUUGGGGGAUGUGGAGGUUUAAUUAGGAGAAAGAAAGGGGCUGUUGGUAUCAGAAUCAACUUCAAAGGAAUCCGCAUGGAGUUCAUCUCUUGUCAUCUCUCUGCCCACACUAGUAAUGUGGAGGAGAGAAAUUCACAGUUCAGGCACAUAUCAAACUCCCUCUUCUCAAAGAACUGGAACCCAUAUGCCAGGCCUGCCCAAAUCACCAUAUGGUUAGGAGAUCUCAACUACAGGUUGCAGGGUAUCAACACAUUUCCAGCCAGAAACCUAAUAAAUGAAAAUCUUCAACAAUUACUCACGAGUAAAGAUCAACUCUUGCAAGAGGCUGAAAGAGGACAGAUUUUCGAUGGAUAUUGCGAGGGGACAUUGGCAUUCAAACCAACGUAUAAAUAUGACAUUGGAAGCACCAGUUAUGAUACAAGUCACAAAGUAAGAGUACCAUCAUGGACGGAUCGAAUAUUGUUCAAAAUCGAAGAUUCAGAAACAAUCAAUGCGUGUCUGCACUCUUACGAAUCGAUAGAGACGAUCAACAGUUCGGAUCAUAGACCGGUUAAAGCUCACCUCUGCUUAAAGAUUAAUAAACAGUCCUCACCUAUAUAUUAGCAAGAAAUCAGUUGUCUUGGUAUAAAAGUGUAAUCUUGACUUUAAUUGUGAUCUUACUGGAAUUUAUAAGCUUAACCCGAAUUUAUUGUACUGAUUAACACUACUAAUUAAUUGAAUGGUUCUGGACAAUUUUCCGCUUAUGGAUCAUCUAAUAAAGUUUG